Messenger RNA from Encephalitozoon romaleae SJ-2008, 597 nucleotides. RefSeq names its product eukaryotic TATA box binding transcription initiation factor TFIID-1. The record is from RefSeq and is a predicted model, not a curated record. The transcript has a single exon. Gene Ontology annotation, biological process: DNA-templated transcription initiation. Gene Ontology annotation, molecular function: DNA binding; RNA polymerase II general transcription initiation factor activity. NCBI's taxonomy places the organism in Eukaryota, Fungi, Microsporidia, Unikaryonidae. Bases 1 to 597 code for a protein of 198 amino acids.
AUGGACGCACCAGAUAUUACUUAUGAGCAUCAGGAUACAUCCGUUCCGAACAGAUCUGGAAUAAUCCCCACCCUUCAGAACGUUGUUGCAACGGUCAAUCUGAACUGUAAGCUUGAUUUGAAGAAUAUAGCCCUUCGAGCUAGAAAUGCGGAAUACAAUCCGAAAAGAUUUGCUGCCGUGAUAAUGAGGAUAAGAGAGCCAAAAACCACUGCGCUGAUUUUUGCCUCGGGAAAGAUGGUUAUAACAGGAGCAAAAAGCGAGAAAAGCUCGAAAAUGGCAGCUCAGAGAUAUGCAAAGAUAAUACACAAGCUAGGGUUUAACGCAACAUUCGAUGACUUCAAGAUACAGAACAUAGUUUCGUCUUGUGACAUCAAAUUCAGCAUCAGGUUGGAGGGAUUGGCAUACGCCCAUAGCAAUUACUGCAGCUACGAGCCGGAGCUCUUCCCUGGGCUGAUAUACAGGAUGGUCAAGCCUAAGAUUGUACUUCUAAUAUUUGUUUCUGGAAAGAUCGUUCUUACUGGCGCAAAGGUGAGAGAUGACAUUUACCAGGCAUUCAACAAUAUAUAUCCUGUAUUAAUACAAUACAAAAAGACAUAA